This is a messenger RNA of Varroa destructor (honeybee mite), 2331 nucleotides long. RefSeq lists its product as uncharacterized. Lineage: Eukaryota; Metazoa; Arthropoda; Arachnida; Mesostigmata; Varroidae. The record is from RefSeq and is a predicted model, not a curated record.
ACAUACUCCGGGGUAACAAGAUUCACCUGUAACGGGCAGUACUUGCGUUUAUAGUGGUGCGCCCCUGCUAACUGCAAUCGUUACUUAGCCCUCAAAAGUGUUUUUUCAGCCGUUAGUCAGCCUGAACUUUUUUUAGUCAGGAUACACUAACGCCAUAUGUACAUGCAUUUCAAUUUGGUGCUCCUUUGUAACGAUACAUGCAUAUGAGUCUGCAGAAGAAUACACAUCACCUCACCUCACCCCUGAGAGAUAUAAGGAGUGUGGUCGCUGGUAGACGUCGGCCUUAUCCAGACGAGACGUCGGUUGAUUUCGAUAGCAAACAAGAGAGUAAGAAGCACGCCGAUGAAAUUGGGCCUUCCGAUCUACAGUCAAGACGAGUUCCUGUCUCCGAUAUCGUACAGGAAGGAUCGGCAGACGGGACGCACAACGCCCGGCAUCCGAAACUGCACACGACCAAACGCGCGUUCGCUAGUGUCAAGAAAGAUAAAUUUAUGGCUGAAACAGGAUUUAGUUUAAAAUUGGCUGAUCAGUCAAUCGCGUUGAAAAGCUCUCGCGACUCAGCCACAGUAGUAUCAAAAAGGAAUAAGAAUUUGACUGCUGACGCAGCUGAGCGCUCGAACAAUCACGCCGGAGUAAGUUCCUUGUCAUCGUCAAUAGGCUCGUCAAAGCACAAUGGUUCAUCAAUACGCACGGGUACUAUUCAGUUGAAUAUGCCCAAUUACGAUUUCGAGGAUAAGAACAUAGGUUCGCUCGUGGAUCUGAGACCGAAACCGAGGAGUCAGGAACUAGCCCGUGACAUAGUAAGACCUUAUGCCAAGGACAGUAGCUCAACUGAGGGCCCACACGAAAACGGAACUAAAAAACCAAGACAGGAGGUGAUCUAUCUCACACCCACUCAGAAGGUACUGCUUUACGUUUUGUUAGUUGUAUUUAUCUACACUGUGAUAGUGACCUUGUUCGUCCAUUUAUACUGCCUUUACAAAUGUUGCGUGUCAAACGAGGACGAAAUGCUUUGAGCAAGCAAAACCUAAUGUGAAUGGCGUUGAUGGCAGGGCAAGUAGCUUCGGUACUGAAGGGGCUAUACGUAACCGUCCGGUACCGAACAACUAAUUGGUUGUACUUGUUUAUUAAAUGAAAAUCUAAUCCCAUCGGUAUAAGAGGAAAAAAACACGACCAUUCAAUAUCAGCAGCGAAUGCAGUGGUAAUGGUACGACGGUUCUGAAGAUUGUUCAGCAGGAACGGACUAAUUAAGUGAAUUUUUAUGGCCCUUCAACAACACAAGAAAUGUUAUAAUAAAGAAUGUAUUGCUAUAGUGUCUGUAGGGUAGUGGAGCUGCACGUUGACACGCGCACGUGCUAGCACGAUGCGUUACUUUUGUAUUUCUAGAAGUGCAUGCGAACAAGUUCUUUAGAAAUGUCCUUUUCGCACUUGCCUCUGUCUAAUUUGUUCACAUACCGAGCCUAUUUUGCCUUUUUAGUUUGGUGCUUCGUCACGUUUAUUGUUCGUAAAAUAUAGCGUGUUUGCCGGACUGGAUUAUAUGGCAUAAAUGUCUGUAGGCCUUUUUAAGCGAUACAUUCUGGAACAGGACAGCAUACAGAGCGAAACAACCAAAAUCCACUUUCAAAAAAUGAUGCUGCAGUUAAAAAUAUUGCCUCAGGUAGGUGGCUGCGUUGUCUUCGUCUGCAGUAACUCCCACCGGGGACGCUGUAGUCGCUCAUAGUUUGAGUGUGUGUAAUACCGUGAACUGUUAAAAAUGACGCACCUUUAAGUGUACUCGAUCGUUUUUUAUUCAUAGACCAUUAAAAGGUUUAUUAUUGGAUCAUUCAGUAAACUAGAAAUAAGCAAUUUCAUUUUCUGGGCUCGGCAGAGAUCAUGAGAUGCAUUCCCUGUGCUGUAAUAGUUAAAAAAAAUUCAUAGCAAAAGAUGUUACAACAGGACUGAGAGCGACGACUGCGUCCUAUUACAAAUCAAGCACUUCAUUAUAAAAGCCUAAGAGUCGUCUUGAACACGAAUCGCUUAGUCUUGAACAGGUCAUAGGUUAGAUUAGUCAUAAUCGGAUGUCUUAAACGUAGGCACCUAUCUACACCUAUUAGGCUACCGUUGCCUAUGUUUACCUAAAAAUAGGGUCCAGAACGCACAAAUCGGCAAAUAAUAUUGCCGAAUAUGAAGCCUAAAAGGCCGAAUUUGAUUGAUUUUUUUGUUAUUGACUUGUUGGUCGGAUGUUUCUGCUUGGCAGGCGACUGAUGACACUAGCGAUUUUGCUUAAUCAAAACUCUAAACGGCGAAAGAUCGAAAGAUUAAAUAAAUAAAUAAACUGCUCAAUAAACUGAG